GGCGACAUGACGGACAACAUCCCGCUGCAGCCGGUGCGCCAGAAGAAGCGGAUGGACAGCAGGCCCCGCGCCGGUGGGAUUGCGAGGAAGGGGAAGGCAAGGAUCCUGUUCGAACAUUCGGUCCCCAUAGGACCUGGAGUAGUACUUCGUACCAACUAGAUACUUCAUAAUGCUUACUCUGAGGAAUGGAACCGCAUUGAGUCCCUGGAUAAUAUGAAACAUUGUAACUAAAGAAUACAUCGCACAAAGUUCUCCUUGCUCCCUCCUUCCCAGGGGGAACCAGUGCUGGAGAUUUCCUGCACUUGAAGCAUGUCUGGGUGCUGCGAGUGGCUGAGAUGCUGUGGCGGAGGGGAGCCCAGGCCCCGCACAGUGUGGUUGGGGCAUCCCGAGAAGAGGGACCAGAGGUACCCUCGAAAUGUCAUCAACAACCAGAAGUACAACUUCUUCACCUUUCUUCCUGGGGUGCUGUUUAACCAGUUCAAAUACUUCUUCAACCUCUAUUUCUUACUUCUGGCCUGCUCUCAGUUUGUCCCUGAGAUGAGACUUGGUGCCCUCUACACGUACUGGGUCCCCCUGGGCUUCGUGCUGGCCGUCACCGUCAUCCGAGAGGCCGUAGAGGAGACCCGAUGCUAUGUGCGGGACAGGGAAGUCAACUGCCAGGCCUACAGCCGGCUCACAGCAAGAGGGACAGUGAAGGUGAAAAGCUCCAACAUCCAGGUUGGAGAUCUUAUCAUCGUGGAAAAGAACCAGCGGGUCCCUGCUGACAUGAUCUUCCUGAGGACAUCAGAAAAAAACGGCUCCUGCUUCCUGCGCACGGACCAGCUGGAUGGCGAGACAGACUGGAAGCUGCGGCUCCCCGUGGCCUGCACGCAGAGGCUCCCCACCGCGGCCGAUCUCCUCCAGAUUCGGUCGUACGUCUACGCGGAAGAGCCAAACAUCGACAUUCACAACUUUGUGGGAACUUUCACCAGAGAAGACAGCGACCCUCCGAUCAGCGAGAGCUUGAGCAUCGAGAACACGCUCUGGGCCGGCACUGUCAUCGCGUCGGGUACCGUCGUGGGUGUCGUCCUUUACACGGGCAGAGAACUCCGGAGUGUCAUGAACACCUCAAACCCUCGAAGUAAGAUCGGCCUGUUUGACCUAGAGGUGAACUGCCUGACCAAGAUCCUCUUCGGCGCUCUGGUGGUGGUGUCGCUGGUCAUGGUGGCCCUUCAGCACUUCGCCGGGCGCUGGUACCUCCAGAUCAUCCGCUUCCUCCUGCUGUUCUCCAACAUCAUCCCCAUCAGCCUGCGUGUGAACCUGGACAUGGGCAAGAUUGUGUACAGCUGGGUGAUUCGGAGGGACUCGAAAAUCCCUGGGACGGUGGUUCGUUCCAGCACCAUCCCUGAGCAGCUGGGCAGGAUUUCUUACCUACUCACAGACAAGACAGGAACUCUCACCCAGAACGAGAUGGUUUUCAAACGGCUGCACCUGGGCACCGUGGCCUAUAGCCUUGACUCCAUGGAUGAAGUUCAGAGCCACAUUUUUAGUGUUUAUACCCAGCAAUCCCAGGACCCGCCUGCUCAGAAGGGCCCCACGCUCACCACCAAGGUCCGGCGGACCAUGAGCAGCCGUGUGCACGAGGCCGUGAAGGCCAUCGCGCUGUGCCACAACGUGACUCCCGUGUACGAGUCCAAUGGUGUGACUGACCAGGCCGAGGCCGAGAAACAGUACGAAGACUCCUGCCGCGUGUACCAGGCGUCCAGCCCAGACGAGGUGGCCCUGGUCCAGUGGACCGAAAGUGUGGGCUUAACGCUGGUGGGCCGAGACCAGUCGUCCAUGCAGCUGAGGACCCCUGGCGACCAGAUCCUGAACUUCACCAUCUUACAGAUCUUCCCUUUCACCUACGAAAGCAAGCGGAUGGGCGUCAUCGUGAGGGAUGAAUCCACCGGAGAGAUCACGUUUUACAUGAAGGGAGCGGAUGUCGUCAUGGCUGGCAUCGUGCAGUACAAUGACUGGCUGGAGGAGGAGUGUGGAAACAUGGCACGAGAAGGUCUGCGGGUGCUGGUGGUGGCGAAAAAGUCUCUAGCAGAGGAACAGUAUCAGGACUUUGAGGCCCGCUACGUCCAGGCCAAGCUGAGCGUGCACGACCGCUCGCUCAAAGUGGCCACCGUGAUCGAGAGCCUGGAGAUGGAGAUGGAGCUGCUCUGCCUGACGGGGGUGGAGGACCAGCUGCAGGCGGACGUGAGGCCCACCCUGGAGACGCUGAGGAACGCCGGCAUCAAGGUUUGGAUGCUGACGGGGGACAAGCUGGAGACGGCUACGUGCACAGCGAAGAACGCACACCUGGUGACCCGAAACCAAGACAUCCACGUUUUUCGGCUGGUGACCAACCGCAGCGAGGCCCACCUCGAGCUGAACGCUUUCCGCAGGAAGCAUGACUGUGCCCUGGUCAUCUCUGGAGACUCCCUGGAGGUCUGCCUCAAGUACUAUGAGUACGAGUUCAUGGAGCUGGCCUGCCAGUGCCCGGCCGUGGUCUGCUGCCGCUGCACGCCCACCCAGAAGGCCCAGAUCGUGCGGCUGCUGCAGGAGCGCACCGGGAAGCUCACUUGUGCAGUAGGUGAUGGAGGCAACGACGUCAGCAUGAUUCAGGAAUCCGACUGUGGUGUGGGUGUGGAGGGGAAGGAAGGCAAGCAGGCGUCCCUGGCGGCCGACUUCUCCAUCACCCAGUUCAAGCACCUGGGCCGCCUGCUCAUGGUGCACGGCCGCAACAGCUACAAACGCUCGGCGGCCCUCAGCCAGUUCGUCAUCCACCGGAGCCUCUGCAUCAGCACCAUGCAGGCGGUCUUUUCAUCCGUGUUUUACUUUGCCUCCGUUCCUCUCUAUCAAGGAUUCCUCAUCAUUGGGUACUCCACCAUUUACACCAUGUUUCCUGUGUUUUCUCUGGUCCUGGACAAAGAUGUCAAGUCGGAAGUUGCCAUGCUGUAUCCUGAGCUCUACAAGGAUCUCCUCAAGGGAAGACCGUUGUCCUACAAGACCUUCCUAAUAUGGGUUUUGAUUAGCAUCUAUCAAGGGAGCACCAUCAUGUACGGGGCCCUGCUGCUGUUUGAGUCCGAGUUCGUGCACAUCGUGGCGAUUUCCUUCACGUCGCUGAUCCUCACCGAGCUGCUGAUGGUGGCCCUGACCAUCCAGACAUGGCACUGGCUCAUGACGGUGGCCGAGCUGCUCAGUCUGGCCUGCUACAUCGCCUCCCUGGUGUUCCUACACGAAUUCAUCGAUGUGUACUUCAUCGCCACUCUGUCGUUCUUGUGGAAGGUGUCCGUGAUCACUCUGGUCAGCUGCCUGCCCCUGUACGUUCUCAAGUACCUGCGGAGACGGUUCUCCCCGCCCAGCUACUCGAAGCUCACGUCGUAGGCGGCGCCGACCCAGGGCGCCGCGGCCUCGGCGCUCUCCUGCCGGGCAGAGUUCAAGUUGCGUUUUUCUUACCCGCUGCCUGUGGGUCGUGCAGGCCUCGCUAACAGGUGCAGUUUUGACGCGAAGAGGCUCCGCGUGGGGUCCUGACGCCGGACGAUCGGGGAGGUCCCUGGAGGGGACCCCGCGGGCCUGCUCGGGCCCCUCACGGUUCAGCCCGCAGCGAAUGUACAUAUGUUAAAGCCGGCGGCUCCGCUGACGAUUAAUCCGUGGGUCACUGGGCAAGCUUCCGAGGACGUGCUUUCUGUUGUCAUGCGAUAAGGGUUUCUGUCUAGUUGACGAUCGUAGAGGGGUUUUUGUUUUUGUGUUCAGCAGUCCUCAUGUGUGUGUACUCUUUACAUCUUUCUCACUCUUAAAAGCCGGCUCCGGAGAAAUGUAAAAUCCCUUGGGAUAGGUUUGUGGGGAAAGACAGUGACUUCGGUAGAAAGUUACACAGGCAGUCAUCUCGAGGGGGAGAUGCGGCUUGUCCUGUCCGAGGCCGCGCUGCUCUCCGAGGCCGCCCGGCUUCCCAGAGUGACACAGAGCAAAGGAGAGGCGGGAGAGAGAGACAGAGGGAGCCACAAAUCCAGUCUGGCCUCUUCCCUCGGACUCAACACCUCCAGCCCUCGACUUAGCUCCACCUGCCACCUCCUCAAAGAAUUUUCGGAGAUGUUCUCCUGCUUUCUUCGGACCUGGUAACGAUGACCAAGCCCGCGGCCGGCUGAGGACACCCUCAGACAUUUUCAGCAGAGUUGUUGCAGCAGGAAACGUGCCACUGAACAGCUCCUCAAUGUGUCGACAGACGGAUAAGAGACUCCACUAAUUCUUUAGACAAUGUUGCACAUGUGGCCGGGCCCGUCCGAGUCCUGAGUGCAAGGUCAGGGACGGGGGGCUCUCUGCUCCAUAGAGGUCUGUUUCCCAUUAGGAGGCUGAAUGACUAAGGCAGAGGCAUCUCCCAUGUUGCUGUGCGUCGUUCGUCGGGGGCAGCCCCCGUGGGAGGAGGCCCGGGCUGCCGCUCCAGGGCCCUGGGGUCCGGGGUCUGUCACACUGCCUACGGCUUUCGAAGGGAACUUACUUAAAGACAGCUGGCCGUAUCGAUCCCCCCCCCCCGCCCCACGGGGAUAGACUACACGCCCAUGUGUUUCUCAUAAAGCUGUGGCUUCUCGUUUCAGAGGAGGAAGGGGGUGUGCAAGGCCUGGACCAGGCAGGGCAAGGCAUCCUCGGGGUUUUGAGUCCCUCAGCGCCUGCCAUCAGGGCUCGGCCCGUUGAUCUUCCAGAGCUGACCAUGCUCGAGAUCUUGGACUUGGAUGAAUUUCUUCGGCCCCUUCUGCUUGUGUGGGCUUCAGGGCUGCGGGUUCCGGCUGGUGGCGGCACCCACUACCCUCCGGGCAGCCGGCUCUGGGGGAGCUGGGGGUGGGCGGAGCAGGCGGUGGUCCCCUUGCCCGGGAGCACUCUUCAUACGCUCCUGCACGGGUGCUGCCCCUUUGAAACGUCAUAAAAUGACCGCAGGUUUCAGGCACCGGUAAGCUGGCUGCUGACGUGCUUCUGUGUGAAGACUGUGCGUUUCUGCAGCCACCUUUGCCUGCUCAUGCCGGCUAUUCCUGCCGCACAGACCCACAGAGAAUACAGGUUGCAGUGGGUGAAUAGUUAUUUGGGACUAGGACCUUGGUCUAAAACUCUCAGAAAGAUCGAACACGUCUGACUUCUUCCUGAGUGAUGUUUCCCAGUUUCAAAGGGAGGGGAGCGGAGUGUGGGGCUCAGAGGUUCACACUUGGUUCUGUCUUUUUGGAAGGCUGAUGAUAAGUCUUACGUUGUUCUGUUCUGAGUUUGUAAACCCCGAUCCUGGCCUUCUGCACAGACGGGAUGGCUCCUGGGGUAGGUCUUAAGGAACCAUUGCUAGGAAAUGGCAGACGUUCAGCAGAUAGUGGGAGGUGGUCUCUGGUUUUAUCCCUCAAGUCCCAAGUGAUCCAGGUGUGUGAGUUGACUUUUAAAGUCCACACCUGAACUGCUGCUUGCCAUCUCCCAGGAAGGAAGCUUUCCAGAGAGGCUGAAGAAGCCCUCCAGCCCGACCUUCCCCCGGAAGUUGAUGGAUGCCUGUCUUGCUGUGAAAAAUCGUGUUCUGUUGUCUCAGCCACACUCUAGUCGAGGCAGUCAAGGGCCAGAGGGACCGAAAUCCAAGUGGAUCCCAGACCACCGUCACUGGGCAGCCUGCGUACACCACCUGCUGGGGGGCCUCGAGUGUCCAGGAACGCGUGUGCCCCCAAAGGGUGGGAGCCUCCAGUCGGUGAGAGUACAGGAUGGUCGCCUGCCCAGGUCGCCUCAUCCCAGCAGAGAGAAGUGCGGCACGCGCGGGUUGUCUUAGUUGUGGGGGAGGACAAACGCCCGAGCUACUUUACAGGAAGCUCCUGAGUUCAUUAACCUUAAGCAUAAGGAUUCUGUUGACCUUUUUCUCGGUUUCCCAAUCUGGAAAGAAUUUAAGAAACACCACUGACCCCUUCCCCUCACCCUGGACCUCAGUGGGACCUAAGUCUGUGAUAGCUGAUUUAAUUCGAGGCCAGAGGCCCCACAACACGCAAUCAGUGCUGUUCAAAUAUUUCUCCUUAAAGUAGAAAUCACAACCCCCCGACCCUCUGACACCGUUAUGUGUUUGUGUCCCAGUAAGCACUUUUGUUUUAUGAUGAUUUUUGCUUGAUCUUGCGGCGAUGGUUGUGUGUGCGUGAGGACCGUGGGAUCUGUUUGUGGUUUCUCCUUUCCCCUUCCUUCCUCGAAGAAAACGACCAGACGAGCUUCUCCAUCUUCAGUGAUUUCUGGUGCCUGACAGUGUGGAUCCUUGUUUGGCAGCUGUGUGGGCACAGGUGCGUGUUGCCCGCGGUGCUGGGCCAGGCCAGUUGCAUUGGCCAUGGCUGCUCGGAGUGGCAGACGUGGCUCCCGAGCCCUGGAGGGCAUCCCCGGGGGCAUCCUGACAUCGGGGCAAACCACCUGUUUGUAGCCGCCAGGAGCUGGGAGACCAAGAGCUGGGAUGUCCCCCACUGCGAAGCUCGUGUUCUCCGGGUCCCAGGCCAGUUUCCCCUAAUAAGUGAAGCCCUUUUGUGUCCUAGUAAUCUUGAAUGUCUGCUGACCCCUUCCCUCGGUGUGUUCUCUGCUGAAAGUUAAGGUCACACUGACAACUUUUGAAUGUAUUUUGAGUUUUGUGCUCAUUGGAAAUUGACACAAUAAUGCCUAUUCUUCCUCCAGACUUUGCUUUUAUACUUUGUUUUGUUUUUACUGGGGUGGGGAUGGGAACGCCCUCAUGCCUUUAUGGGGCAGCAUUUUAAACCUUUGCCAAAAUUGCCGAUGGGACCUACAUGUGCUUCCGCUCCAUCCUAUUGAAGGCAAACACCUGUCAGCUGUUUUUUAUCUUUAAUCUCCUGUGUGUGUUAAGUGCGUGUGUGUAUGUGACUGUGUCAUCUCCAGUUUUUUGAUGAGAUGCUUGGUUUGCAUUAAAAUCCCGUUACUCCCAGCUUUGUUUUCAUUAAGAAACCUACAAGGAGCUUUGUAAAUACAACCGAUUUUAUUUCUCCUCCUUUCCUUUAAUGUAAAGGAAUUUGUUGCGUAUACUUAUGGGGAAAUAUUUCCAUCAAUGAUGUUCAUUUCGUCUUGGACAAGUGUAUGUUUCUGAAUGGAGCGGAGAGGCAGAUGAUGUCGUGAGCAGCGCCCCAGUGACCUUGAGCUCCGCAGCACCUCCUUGAUCCGCGGCAGCUGUACCCGUGGACCCGUCCUGGUCACCGCAUGGUCACGGGUGCUGUCCGUUCAGGUCGCUGGGUUCCGUCAGUGAAUACUGCAUUUGUUGGGGGUGGGGGCAGGGGCAAUUGGGGGUGGUGCACAAAAAAAGCUGUGGCUAAAUUAUGAUUUUGUCGCUCUGGGGCUAACUGUAAGCUCUCCUGGGAGUCCGUGGCCGUCCCGUUAGUAGGUCCCUACGGGUAAUCCGCCUUGCAGACUCUCACCAGGACAGUAUUUUGUCAUGAGAGAGCAGCUCUGGAACAGGAUGCUUUAAUUCAGCAGGGACUCCCAGAUGAUUUAAAUUCUCGAUCCUGUGACGAUACCCAUGUGAUCCUGCGUGCUCCGAGCGGUUCUUUCAUUGUCUGCCAGCCGAGCCCGUUGCUGUUGCCCAAUAAAGCUUGUGUACUUUA
Neogale vison (American mink) is the source of this 7598-nucleotide messenger RNA. RefSeq names its product ATPase phospholipid transporting 9A (putative) (gene ATP9A). The transcript has 29 exons. The coding region runs from base 310 to 3393 and encodes 1027 amino acids. NCBI's taxonomy places the organism in Eukaryota, Metazoa, Chordata, Mammalia, Carnivora, Mustelidae. Gene Ontology annotation, biological process: endocytosis; phospholipid translocation; retrograde vesicle-mediated transport, Golgi to endoplasmic reticulum. Gene Ontology annotation, molecular function: ATP hydrolysis activity; ATPase-coupled intramembrane lipid carrier activity; magnesium ion binding. Gene Ontology annotation, cellular component: plasma membrane; endosome; trans-Golgi network. The record is from RefSeq and is a predicted model, not a curated record.